AUGAAGCCUGUCGCCACAUCGUCCGACCAACUCACCUCGCAGACACGUCGUCUGUCGCUCUUGUCACCUCCUUCUGAUGAUCCUGGCUCCUUAGUCCCGGUCGAGGAUGGGAAACCCUUCAGCCCUGCGAUUCCUGUGGUCGCUGAUGCCCAACCCGCAGCCAUGUCGACGAUUCCCAGCCUCCUGCAAGAGGCAGCCUGCCCAGCCUCCUCGCAUAGCAAUGCUGGCCUUGUCACUCAGGCUGAGGGAAGUGAGGGUUGCAGUGGUAAUGUUCGGGCAGUCCUCGACCCCCCGUGCCUGGAGAGCAUGCCAAAUGAGGUACUUUUCCAAAUCAUGGGGUUUCUGGACGUGAGUGAUCUUCUAUCAGCGUCUAGGACAAACCAUCACCUGCGUGACAUAUCUCGGGCGCCUGUGCUGCAUCAUUACCGGCUUCGUCAAGUCCGUACAGAUCUUCCGGCUCUUCUCUGGUCACCCUCUCGCCCGUCCCUGGCUGACCUAAUUGCUCGCUCCAUCUUCAUGACACAGACCUCCAUUGUCUCGCGACGACUUGCCCGCUCCUUGGUCUCAAUUCGCCUGUCGCGACGCCUAGCAGCCAGGCCUUCUGCUGCUGCCUUGGUUGAGCGCUCUGUGUUGCCAAAGGAAUGCGUUCCUGGCAUGGUACCUGUGCACGUUGCGCCAGCGAUCGUAGCUAGGAAGAAGGCAAUUGAGAAGGAGAGGGUCAAAGAUGGGCUGCGGCAGUGGAUCGCUUCCAAGUGGAGGCGCGAAGUCAGGGUCCGUCAAGAGGGUGUCCGGAGAUGGGAGGAGAGUCGGGGGAUCGGGCGCGUGUGGCGAUUGCGCAGGUUCUGGGAGAGAAUCAGUCGCGGUGAGGGUCGAAAUAUUGCCCAGUAA
This is a messenger RNA of Fusarium keratoplasticum, 888 nucleotides long. Its product is annotated as F-box domain-containing protein. Bases 1 to 888 code for a protein of 295 amino acids. The transcript is spliced from 2 exons. Gene Ontology annotation, molecular function: protein binding. NCBI's taxonomy places the organism in Eukaryota, Fungi, Ascomycota, Sordariomycetes, Hypocreales, Nectriaceae. The record is from RefSeq and is a predicted model, not a curated record.